This is a messenger RNA of Lotus japonicus, 3333 nucleotides long. RefSeq names its product lysine-specific demethylase JMJ28. The record is from RefSeq and is a predicted model, not a curated record. Gene Ontology annotation, cellular component: chromatin; histone deacetylase complex. Gene Ontology annotation, molecular function: transcription coregulator activity; chromatin DNA binding; histone H3K9 demethylase activity. The coding region runs from base 186 to 3110 and encodes 974 amino acids. The transcript is spliced from 12 exons. Lineage: Eukaryota; Viridiplantae; Streptophyta; Magnoliopsida; Fabales; Fabaceae. Gene Ontology annotation, biological process: regulation of transcription by RNA polymerase II.
CCACACUGUUUCUUCCCCAAUAAAUACUCACACAAACUCUUCAUUUGGGGAUAAACAAAACCCUUAUUUCUCCUAUUCAUUCCUCUGUCUCUGUGUGCUGCUUCUCUUUCACUUUCUUCAUCAAAAUUCUCCCCAGAAAUUCAAAAUUCUCACCAGAUUAACAAUAAGAAUACGAUUUUGAUUUCAUGGGAAGAAAAUCAACACCCCAGGAUGGGGAGGAAGAAAGCCUGCCGGUGCCGGACCAUCUCCGGUGCAGCCGCACCGACGGGAAAAAAUGGAGGUGCCGGCGGAGGGCGAUGGAAAACGUGAAGCUCUGCGAGAUACACUGUCUGCAGGGUCGGCAUCGGCAGAACAAGGAGAAGGUGCCAGAGUCACUGAAGCUGCAGAGGAAGAGGAAGAAGGAGGAAAACGACGUCGUUGAAGAGAUCAGGGUGAAGAAGAAGAAGAAGAAGAAGAAGCAGAAGCAAUGUGAUAUUCAAUUGGAGCUUAUCAGGAUGGUUCUGGAGAGAGAGGCUGAGAAGAAGAAGAAGAAGAUGAUGAUGAGCAAGAACGAGGAAUUGAAUUACAGUGAGGGGGAGUUGAGGCAAGAAUUUCCCAAUGGGGUGAUGGCAAUUUCUCCUGCAUCAACUUCCCAUGAUCACACCAAUGUGGAUUCUCACUGUGAUGUUAAGGCUGUUGUUACACCACGUUUCUUCAGGUCCAAGAAUGUUAACAGGGUCCCUGUUGACAAAUUGAAGGUUGUCUCUGAAGGAAGCUUGAAGAAGUGUAGGAGGAGGAACUGUCAUUGGUGCCAGAGAAGUGAUUCUUGGAAUCUUGUUGAGUGUUCCAGCUGCUUGACAGAGUUUUUCUGCAUGGAUUGCAUCAAAGAACGGUAUUUUGAGACUCAACAUGAGGUUAAGAUGGCAUGUCCAGUGUGCCGAGGAACUUGCACCUGUAAAGAUUGUCUGGCAAGUCAAUACAAAGACAGUGAAAGUAAGGAAUAUUUGGCUGGUACAAGCAGAGCUGAUAGAAUUUUGCAUUCUCAUUAUUUGGUUUGUGUGCUCCUUCCUGUAGUAAAACAAAUAAGUAAAGACCAGCGUACAGAGCUCGAAACAGAAGUGAUAGUUAGAGGGAAAAGUGUUUCGGAUAUUCUCAUCAAGCAGGUCGAAUUUGGAUGCAAUGAGAAAAAUUACUGCAAUUACUGCAAAACAGCCAUUUUGGGUCCUCAUAGAAGCUGCCUUAGUUGCUCCUACAGCCUUUGCUUCAGUUGUUCUCAGGCAUUAAGCCAAGGAAGCACCUCCCAACAAAUUAAAUCUUCUUUAUGCGAGCUACCUGACAAAGUUAACACUUGCAUAGCUAGUGAAAGCCAUCUCUUGGAUGACAAUAAGGCCAUCUCUAAUGGAAAUUUAACUGAUACUUCAAUAUCACCUGAGUGGACGUGUUGUAAUGGUACUGACUCCGUAUCAUGCCCUCCGAGAGAGCUAGGCGGUUGCGGUGAUAGCCACCUUGAUUUGAGAUGCGUUUUCCCCUUAAGUUGGAUCAAAGAAAUGGAAGUAAAGGCAGAAGAAAUAGUUUGCAGCUAUGACUUUCCUGAAACUUUGGAUAAAAGUUCAAGUUGCUCACUCUGUAUUGAUAAAGAUCGGAAAAAUAAAAGAUAUAAGAAAUUGCAAGAAGCAGCUCAAAGAAAAGAUUCUAAUGAUAAUUGCUUAUUUUAUCCAACAGUUUUGGACAUCAAUAGUGAUCAUUUUGAACACUUUCAGAAACACUGGGGAAGAUGCCAUCCUGUAAUAGUGAGAGAUUUGCUCCAGAGUACACCAAACCUCCGUUGGGAUCCACUGGUUAUGUUCUCUUCUUAUCUUGAGAGGAGCAUUACAAGAUAUGAAAAUAACAAGGACUUACUUGAAACUUGUUUGGAUUGGUGGGAGGUAGAAAUGAACGUUAGACAGUAUUUUACAGGGUCUCUUAAAUCUCAACCUCGGAAAAAUACUUGGCAAGAGAUGCUGAAACUAGAGGGAUGGUUGUCUUCCAAACUAUUCAAAGAACAUUUUCCAGUUCAUUUUGCUGAAGUAAUUGAUGCUCUUCCCCUUAAAGAAUAUAUGAAUCCCAUGUCUGGUCUUCUGAACUUAGCUGCAAAUUUGCCACCUGGGAGUCCAAAACUUGACAUGGGACCAUACGUGUAUAUUUCGUACGGCUGUGCUGACGAGAAAGCUUAUUCGGUGACAAAUCUCUGUUAUGACUCAUAUGAUGUGGUAAAUAUUAUGGCAAAUACCACAGAUGUCCCUCCCUCUACCGAACAGCUUACGAAAAUAAGCAAAUUAUUGAAAAAGCACACAGCGCUAUGUCUAAGGAAGUCUUCUAAUAUUACUACCGAGCAUGCAGAAGGCAGGGAGAGAGAGGAACUGCAGAAUAUUGUAAAAGAAGGAGCUGACUUUUUCAAGAGAUUCAAUAGGACAUCUUGUAUCUCAACUGAAUCCAAAACAGUAGCUAGUCAGAAUUUAAACACCAAGACUUCGGGCAAAAGAGAAUGUGCUUCUGAUUCUGAUACUGAAAAGGCACAAAGCUCUUUAUCUUUUGACAGGACAGUUCAAAGCACGGAAAUGUCUCCAAAUCGCAAUUCUAAGAACCUUAUUGAACACUCAGAAAGUGAUAAAAGGGAUGAAUUUAGUGAGAAUGCUGGUGCCCAGUGGGAUGUCUUCAGAAGACAGGAUGUACCAAAGCUCCUAGAAUACCUGAAAAGACAUUCUGAUGAAUUUUCUCAUACCAGUGAAUAUCACAAGAAGAUGGUUCAUCCAAUUCUAGAUCAGAGCUUCUUUCUUGACAAUGCUCAUAAAAUGAGACUUAAGGAGGAGUUUGAAAUUGAACCAUGGACUUUUGAGCAACAUGCUGGAGAAGCUGUCAUCAUUCCAGCUGGAUGCCCAUACCAGAUGAGGAAUCCUAAGAGCUGUGUUCAUGUGGUAUUGGAAUUUGUGUCCCCUGAGAAUGUUACUGAGUCUAUCCAAUUGAUUGAUGAGGUCCGUCUUCUUCCAAAAGACCACAAAGCAAAAGUAGACAAGCUGGAGAUGAAGAAAAUGGCCCUCCACAGCAUGAGCACAGCAAUAGAAGAAAUUCGUGAGCUUACUUGCAAAACAUGAUUGCACGAGUUUACCUCCCAAGUCUGAACCAUGUAUUCCUUUUUGCAUUGAUUAAUUCUCAAACUUAUUAGGCUUUUGCUAGGUACUUUAAAUUUGGAAAAUUUCUUGGCCAACUUCACUCCCGCGUAGUGCGCUUACCAUAGGGCAAGAGAUUAGUCUCACUGCUACCGGCUGUGAAAAAACCUUGGUCAAGACAAAAAAAAACUGAUUACUUCCGGUUUCA